This is a messenger RNA of Trichoderma asperellum CBS 433.97, 414 nucleotides long. RefSeq lists its product as uncharacterized. The record is from RefSeq and is a predicted model, not a curated record. Lineage: Eukaryota; Fungi; Ascomycota; Sordariomycetes; Hypocreales; Hypocreaceae.
AUGAAAAAUGUUCCUCUUCAGGCAGAAGCUCGCACAGAAGAGCGGGGCAUCAUACGCAAGGAAUUUCGCGAUCGAUUCAACAGAGAGCUUGCAGAGCGGAAAACAUGGGAAGAGAUUUAUCUCGGCCAGCUGGAAGAGCGGAAGACAGAGCUUAAGACCGCGGAAACGAAACCUCCUACUCCAUCAGAAGGACAGAGUGUAGAGCAAGUGGAUAUAGGACAAGAGGUUCGGGAAGACGAUCCUUCUGCUCAAUUAUAUGGAGAGUUGAUAGAUCGGGAAAUUAGGCAACAUAAAUUUCUUGCUGAAGUAGCAGAGAUCAGAAUUCGACAAGAUAAACUUUUCGAACGCUUUGAAGAGCAGCGCAAAAAGGCCGAAGAAGAGGCUUUUUACAGAUCCAGGGGGCGGACAGAAUAG